GCGCCACUUGGCGACACCUGCGCGCGGCGGCAGUGCGGCCGUCAUGGCGUCGCCCUUUAGCGGGGCGCUGCAGUUGACGGACCUGAAUGACUUCAUCGGGCCGUCUCAGGAGUGCAUCAAGCCCGUGAAUGUGGAAAAAAGGCUGGGAAGUGGCGUGGCCAAGAUUCGCAUUGAAGAUGACGGGAGCUACUUCCAAGUUAACCAAGACGGCGGGACCCGGAGGCUGGAGAAGGCCAAGGUCUCGCUGAACGACUGCCUGGCGUGCAGUGGCUGCGUCACCUCCGCAGAGACCGUGCUCAUCACCCAGCAGAGCCAUGAGGAGCUGAAGAAGGUUCUAGAUGCUAACAGGGCGGCAGCGCCCGGUCAGCAGAGGCUGGUUGUGGUUUCUGUGUCGCCGCAGUCUAGAGCAUCGCUGGCUGCACAGUUCCAGCUGAAUCCCACAGACACCGCCAGGAAAUUAACCUCGUUCUUUAAAAAAAUAGGGGUGCACUUCGUCUUCGACACAGCCUUCUCAAGGAACUUCAGCCUCCUGGAGAGCCAGCGAGAGUUCGUGCAGCGAUUCCGAGGACAGGCCCUGCCCGUGCUGGCCUCCGCCUGCCCAGGCUGGAUCUGCUACGCCGAGAAGACCCACGGCAGCUUCAUCCUGCCCCACAUCAGCACCGCCCGGUCGCCGCAGCAGGUCAUGGGCUCCCUGGUCAAGGACUUCUUUGCACAGCAGCAGCACUUGACCCCCGACAAGGUCUACCACGUCACAGUGAUGCCCUGCUAUGACAAGAAGCUGGAAGCCUCCAGACCCGACUUUUUCAACGAGGAGCACCAGACACGGGACGUGGACUGCGUCCUCACCACAGGAGAAGUGUUCAGGCUGCUGGAGGAAGAGGGCGUCUCCCUGCGCGACCUGGAGCCCCACCCUCUGGACAGCCUGUGCAGCGGAGCCUCUGCAGAGGAGCCCACCAGCCAUCGGGGAGGGGGCUCGGGGGGCUACCUGGAGCACGUGUUCCGGCAUGCGGCCCAAGAGCUCUUUGGAAUCCAAGUGGCUGAGGUUACCUACAAACCCCUGAGGAACAAGGACUUCCAGGAGGUGACGCUGGAGAAGGAAGGCCAGGUGCUGCUGCACUUUGCAAUGGCCUACGGCUUCCGAAACAUCCAGAACCUGGUGCAGAGGCUCAAGCGUGGGCGCUGCCCCUACCACUACGUGGAGGUCAUGGCCUGCCCCUCAGGCUGCUUGAACGGCGGGGGCCAGCUCCAGGCCCCAGACCGGCCCAGCAGGGAGCUCCUCCAGCACGUGGAGAGCCUGUACGGCAUGGUCCGGGUGGAGGCGCCCGAGGACGCACCUGGGGUUCAGGAGCUGUACACGCACUGGCUGCAGGGCACGGACUCGGAGCGUGCGUGCUGCCUGCUGCACACGCAGUACCACGCCGUGGAGAAGGCCAGCACUGGCCUGGGCAUCCGGUGGUAGGGGCAGCAGGACCCGCACUCCCAGGAGGCCUUGUGCGUGCGUGACACAAGACCCCAGGGCUCCCUCCAAAAUUCUCAGUGAGUUGCAGGGUGUGCUGGGACCCAAGUAGGAGCCAGGACUGGCCAGGACUGCAGCUGCCCCAUCACCUCCAGUCCGGGUGCCUCUGGCUCUGCCCAGGUGGGUGGGGCUGCCCAGGCAACAGAAGGCUCCCUGAGGUUCCAGAGCCUCUUCUGCUGUCCCUGGGCUGCGGCCCACAAAUAAACCCAAGUGUGUGAGACGCUUCAGCCUGUCCUGGGGUUGCCUGAGACAGAACAAGAUGGGUUAUCACCCCCAACUUCUAGAGGCUUCCCCCGAAGCUCUGCGAAGGUGGGAGACAGAGCUGGUCCCACCGGGUCCCCUGGAAAGCAGGGGGCAAGCCCCGAGGGGCGAGCCGAGGACAACAGCGGGCAUCACUGGCUGCAACAUCCCCCAGCCGGGUCCCCACAAGGCCCGUCUCCUAGCGCUUACGUCUAAUAAAGGCACCCUCCUC
This is a messenger RNA of Cebus imitator (Panamanian white-faced capuchin), 1988 nucleotides long. It is a transcript of the gene CIAO3, whose product is annotated as cytosolic iron-sulfur assembly component 3. Gene Ontology annotation, cellular component: cytosolic [4Fe-4S] assembly targeting complex. Gene Ontology annotation, biological process: iron-sulfur cluster assembly. The transcript is spliced from 11 exons. NCBI's taxonomy places the organism in Eukaryota, Metazoa, Chordata, Mammalia, Primates, Cebidae. The coding region runs from base 44 to 1459 and encodes 471 amino acids. The record is from RefSeq and is a predicted model, not a curated record. Gene Ontology annotation, molecular function: 4 iron, 4 sulfur cluster binding.